AUGACUACGAAAACGAGGGCAAUGUUAAUACAUGUUUUCGGAACCAAAUUCCACAUCAUGAAUUUUUCCAAUGUCUCAUACACCGAAGACCAAGAUGAGCUCAUAAUUUUCGAUAGCUAUACUGAUAUAUACGGAACAAUAGUUUUGCGUAUGGUGAAACACAAUAGCAUCUUGCAAUGUGCUGUACCUGGAGAGCUGCGUAUGCAUCUACGACUAGUUUUCCUGAAUGGAACUGUUCGUCCCUUGGAUUUCGACUUUCCUGUGAAUAAAUGGAAUUAUUGUCCGACUGACUGGAUUUAUGCGCUUUUAGUAGAACCGAAUCUUAUUAUGUUAAAUUAUUUUAAUUUUUCGGAUGCUAAACCCGAAAUGAAUGGCGUUUAUCAAGAGAAUGGAGUCUUUGUAGACUAUUGGGGAAAUAUUAAAAACAUUUUUCAGCUUGGUAUUGGGACAUCAUACGAAAGAAGAGUUUCAAUAGGAUUUGGCCCUUUAGACGGGAUAUUAAGAACUUAUAAAUUGCCUAAUGGAGAUGUAGGAUGGAACAGAUUCACAAAACCUGAUGAAAACGGCCAAAUAUGGAGUGACGGAGGAGGCUUAAUCUACGAAAAAUCUAUAAAAGAAAACGUCACUCUCUUCAGAGCAUUCACUUUACUUGAAGGAGGAUUUGGCUGUAUUGUAGUCACCCGACCUAUAGCUCAAAGUCCACUUGAUUUACAGGAUGUGUCUUUUCCGAAAUGGAGUGCACAUAUAUCAUUUUUGAAAACUGGCAGCCCGAUCCCGACAAAGCCUUUUAUUCUGUAUCAGAUACCCAUAGACUUCAUAAAACUGGAGUUUACGCGAUGUGCAAUAGUCUUUGAUGGAACUGGAAAUGAAUGCAUUAUGAGAACAGCAGUGAAUCGUACAAACACAAAUAUCGCAUCAAAUGGCAAUAAUUCCACAAAUGGAAAUAAUUCUACCACAAAUGGAAAUAAUUCUACCACAAAUGGAAAUAAUUCUACCACAAAUGGCCUUAAUAAUUCAACAUUAGCAGAUCUAAAUAAACCCUUUGAGAUAACUUCAAGCAUUCAUUUUGGAAGUCAAGGCACUGUGCUUGCCAUUCAAAAACUAGAAAAUGAUCCUCAAACCAAAAAGUUCGGUUACUUGUAUCCGCUUUUCUAUGGCGGAUAUGUAACACUUGGAGUGGUGAAUAGGACAACAAAUGAGACGGGCGGCUAUAUGCUUGGUCGUGAUGGUAGCAUAAAAGAAAAAUGGAGUUUUGAAACAUUUAUUAAUCAUUCAACCUAUUUUCCUUUGAGCAAUACUAUAUGGGCUGCAAAAAAAGAUUCACCAGCAGCUAGAAAUUGGACGAUAAUAACAAAAAUAUUCCCUAAGCUUAAAGUUGCAACUGCUGAUAAUCGUUAUCGAAAUCCAAAUAUUGAUACUACGUUUCCAACAAUUGGAGCCGUUAUUCCAUCUAACAUCAUACAAAUAAGCAUUACCUAUGACGAGCCUAUUAUCUUAUCAUCUGGCAAUAUUACUAUAUAUCAAGAAGGAAAAUAUGAAUCGGUUGAUAUUUUUCGUCAAGGAUUAAAUCAAUUGUCGAAAGAUUUCCAAAUUACCAUCCAAGAUAAAACAGUAUCAAUUCCAGUUUUGGACUCAACUUUUAAUGUCCCGAAUGCUACUUAUUAUGUGAUUGUUGACACAAAUUUCGUUCGCGCUUUUGAUACCGGUGAAGCAUUACUUGGAAUGGGUAAAGACAGUUGGCGAUUUACUACUGCUACUGAUCCAUUUAAAGCUGGCGGAGGCGACAAUAGUAGAAAAUCAGGAAUAAUUCGAUUAAUAUCUGAGGCUACAACAGCAUUCAAAAGCUCAUUUAAGAGUAAUUCUUUCAUAUAUGAAGAUAUAUUAAAUGAGCUCGCAAAUACAAUUCCAAUUUCACGGAAAAGACUCGAAAUAAAUAGAAAAUAUCAGAUAAAUGGUGAUCAAAUUCUUCUUCGAAUAACUAUUCUACCAUCAGAAAAUAAUACCGAAAAUAACGUCAAGCAAAUUAUAAGUAAUUUGAAAACUCUUAUAAAACAUAAGGAUAUCACGUCUAUUUCAAGAUAUAAAUAUACCGAGUGGUUGGACAGCAGUUAUGGAUUCCAGGAAUCAAUCGAUAUAUGGGAAGAAUAUAAGGUUAUAUUUAUUGUGGCUAUUUCUGUCACUUUUUUGAUCGCUAUUUUGUUUUUAAUAGCUUGGCGCAAGAAUAAAAAAGGUCGAAAUAUUGUUAUUCUUACAAGUGCAUUGAUUUUACAAGAUAUUAUUUUCGAUUUUGCAUUUGUAAUAUUUAACAGUAAAGAUAUACCGGAACUCUUUAUCCCUAGUUUGCUCACACUAAUAAUUCCAAUAGCCAUUAAUUGCACAAUCGCUCUCUACGUAAUAUUAUCGGAAAAUUCACAAAACGAUAAAUUUAAUUCCUGGUUCCGAAAGUAUCCACAAGUCGCUGCAGCGUCCACUCUGUUUGCCAGUGGCGAUAUCGUUAUAUUGCAUGUACUUACUUCUCAAGUGGCAGGCCUUCAAAUUUUUUCUGCUACGUUUUCCGAACGUGCAGAGGCCAUUCUAUUUAUAACGAGCACGUUGAAUUUGUUCAUUGAGGAUAUCCCGCAGUUUAUUAUACGGUUUUUCCAUUGGAAAAAUACUGUCGAAUACGGUAUAAUUCCCUUAAUUGCGUUAUGGACCAGUGCAUUAGUAUUAUUGAACACUUUUAUCAGUCGACUAUAUAAUGGGGCAAUACAAUGUCAGAAAAGACGGAGAUUGACAGCAAUUAGUACAGAACUCGAGGAAGAAGAUACUAACAUAUAA
Molecule: messenger RNA, 2817 nt
Organism: Ambispora gerdemannii
Lineage: Eukaryota; Fungi; Glomeromycota; Glomeromycetes; Archaeosporales; Ambisporaceae
Source: the annotation of a GenBank genome assembly